CGAGAUUCCAUAUCAAUACAUCUAUUUGCAUUCUACAGUAUAACCCCUGAAAUAAGCCAAUAUGCAGCUAUUAUUGUGGCUAGACUUAAAUUCUACAGGUUAUAGAUUCACAUUGUUCAUUUUAUUUACAUGAGCAUAAAGGGAAGUAGUUAAGCCUAUUGAUAUACUAAAAUGUGACAUAGCCCUACAUGGUAACCAGUGUCUUGGGUAUAACCAAAACAUUGAAUUUCUACAUGUAAAGGUACUAUUUUACAGGGAUAGGUCUAACAUGUGGAAAUAUUUGAUGGACAUGAUUGGAUUGCAUGAAUGAGUAGAUAGGUGUACAACUGAGCAUCUUCUAGCCUGCAACCAACUUGUUCAAACUGCUUCCUACUGCAAUGUACCUGCUUUGAUCCAGAUUGACCACAUAUCACAACAUGGAAGACAAUACACAAACCUCUGAACCAUCUAAGGGUAAUCCCCAAGCCCAGAAUGAGGCCAAAAAUGUGUCAAAUGAGCCAGCUGAAAAUACCAAUACCAAAGACACAUCUGAGAAUCAUGAAAGUGACAUUGUAGGAACACAAUCAAAUACCUCAAAAUCUGAAAAACUAAAACAUAAAUCAGAAAAUGAUGGAACACUUUCACGAAAAACACCAAGAUCAGAAAGUAAAAGUAUUAAAGAUGACACCACAACACAUACAGACAAUAUGGAUCGAAACAUAUCUAAUUCAAAGACUAAUCACAAAAACAGAGAUUCAACUGAAAAUUCAGCAACACAUCUUCCUGAUCUUACAAACCAGGACACUGAUGAUGCUUCUUAUUAUGAAUCUUCAGAACCAAAAACCCCAAGAAACACUAACAUAGCACGCAGCCCUAGAGAGCUGCCAGUAUUAGAGCCAAACAGAGCUCAGAUAGCUGCCAUACCAUCCCCACCUUACCAUAUACAGAAAGAAUGGUCCAUGAUGUCCCUGAAUCGUGAAAUUCAAAGAUGUAGAAAUCCUCCAAAAGCCAUGAAACUGACAACAGUCACUAUGUCAGCUAGGCAAGCCAAAACAAAUGGUAGAGCCAGUGCUAGUCACUAUGUGGAGAUGCCUCCAAAGCCAGAGAAGGUGAUCAAAUGGAAUGAGGCAACAGAUGCAAGGCCCCCACUCAGGAUAGAUAUGGAUGGACCUGACCCUGUCACAUACUCUCCACGUAAUGCACCGCUGAAUGAGACCAACUCACCGAAAUAUACAUUUGGAAGCAAGCCUUAUACAGAUAAACCAUAUGGUGGAGGAAGAACAUCAUGGGCAAAGCAAUGGUUCCAAAGCUCUCACCCCUACCACCAAAAGGCAGACUUUUACUCAGAGAGAACAUGGCCCACACCUGCUCACUACAAAAAGCAACCUCUACUAGGUGUGAGACAACCUACAUCUUUGACCUACCCAGCCUUUACAUUUGGACUGAAGCUCAAUGGAAAAGGCAUGGCCAAGAAAGGAGCAGGAAGGGAACCAGCCCCAAAUGACUAUAACCGAGACAAUGCAGAUAACCUGACCAUGAACCGAGCCCCAACACUUUCACAUAGUUUCCGCCAUGGGGGUACUGUCCUUUGGCACAAUACAGAAACAACUCCAGGUCCAGGGGCAUACGAUCCAGGUCUCCCAGACAAAUCCAGUAGACGUAACUUCACAAUUCGAGGAAACAGGGGCCAAGCAACUGGGGUUUUGGGGCCUUAUGCAUCUGUUUAAAGCUCACGUAGAGAGUAAAGGGAAUGCCGCAUGUAAUGACAAAGAAAGGAACAAUCUCCAUGACACAAGAGUAGCAUAUCACAACACUAGAGACUAGCACCAGCUGUAAAUGAGCACCAUCUAUUUGGUAACAUAAAAGCAAUAACAUAGGGAUAUAACAAAAAAACUUAAACUUUUGAUAGACUGCUGUAUUCACAGUGCAUUUACACAGGUACGAGUAUAUCAAUUAACAGCAAGGAUAAACUUUCAAAAAGAAGUUUCAAUAUUUUUUCUUUCAAACACACUGAAGCCAUGGAGAUUAGAGAAUCAUUCUGUGAAUCAAAUACUCAAAUCUCAAAUCAUACAUAUUAAAAAACUGCCAAAUGUCAACACUCAAAAAACGCUCUCAUUAUCAAAGGGUAUCAUCAUACAUGUCUUACCAAACAAGUAUUACUUUAUCCAAAUAAAAAAGGAAAUUGAAAGGAUUUACCUUCGGUAUUCAGUCAUUGCUAUAAGUGUAGUUAGAUUUUAAAUCAGUUAAAACUGGUUCCAGUAUUAAAUAGUUUCAGCAAUUACUUUAUAUUUUAAUAGUAAAUAUUUUUGAUAAAUAUUUGAUGCUUUCAAACAAUAAUGUAUGUAACACAUAUGCGAGAAACUAAAAUAAAUAUUUAGUGCAGUGUAAAAUGAAAUCUGCUCAA
Molecule: messenger RNA, 2383 nt
Organism: Owenia fusiformis
Lineage: Eukaryota; Metazoa; Annelida; Polychaeta; Sabellida; Oweniidae
Source: the annotation of a GenBank genome assembly